AUGGCCAGCACAGAGGCAGAGACACCCAGCAAGAGGAAGAGGGGUGACAACAAUGACACUGACACUUCCCCUAGUUCCGGAGGCCAAUCAUCCUCUGAAGGAAAGAGCAGAUUCUCUUUCCUCAUUGGCCACUACAGCAGAGCUGACUUCGAUGACAAGUACCAGUUGCUUUACAAGAUUAAUAAUAGAGGCUUAGGAUCAGUCUAUGCUGGUCAGAGAAAUUCAGAUUUUCAACCGGUGGCGAUCAAACACAUGCCCAAACGAAAUGAGAAAAUUGGAACAUUUGUCUUCGAUGGGCAGAAUCAUCAAAUCCCCUUGGAGGUGCUCGUCAUGACGGCAGCAGCAGGUCCAGCAGGCUUGGCGGGCAAAUCUGCAGUUGUACAGUUUUUAGAUUGGUACGAUCUAGGUGAUGAGAUUUUCCUGGUCAUGGAGAGACCGGUCCCCUGUGUCGACCUGUUUGACCACCUACAGGACAACUGUGGUCAACUGGACGAGCACAAGGCAAAGAUCAUCAUGAAGCAGCUGGUGGAGGCAGCCAUAGAGAUGCACGCCAUGAAUAUGUUCCAUCGGGACCUCAAAUUGGAGAACAUCCUGAUCCAAACCACCUCUGAUGGUCCUCGAGUGCGGAUCAUAAACUUUGGAUGUGGCUGCUAUGCAAAAGAUACCCCUUACCACUCUUUCUCUGGAACCUAUUCAUGUGCUCCUCCAGAGUUUUUUACAACAAACAGUUACGAGGCCCUCCCCACCACAGUCUGGCAGUUGGGUGUGCUGCUGUUUGAGUUGGUGGAUGGAAGCACACGAUUUAACACCUGUGCCUUCAUCCGCAGUGGGAUGAAAUUCAACAAUGAGCUGUCCCAUGAGUGCCAGGAUCUGUUGCGCAUGUGUCUGGCUGUAUAUUCUGACAAACGUGCAACACUGGAGCGGAUACGGGAGCACCCCUGGUUGUCAUGUUCCUGUGGUUUCUUUGUCUCCAUUAUCUAUUGCUACUGCAAUGGUGAGGUCCAGACAGAGAUAAAGAAAACAUGGACGCGAUGGAACCUGGCUUUUGAGUGGGAGGGCCCGGUCGUCUGCGGCCGUUACCGUUACGGGUCUGUGGUCGUCGGACUGAACAACAACAGCACCAGCAGUCAGUCCCACCUCGCCGGAGCUGGACCUUCCACACGCUCCACCACACUUGUUUCAAGCCAUGUUUAUCGGCGCGCGGGUCCCCCCGUGGUCAGCAUGCACGCCACUCUCCCAGGUUACGUGAUCAGCAACUCAGACCCGUCCAUACCUGAAGAACCUGAGGACAGCGGCCCCAAACAGGUGGACGAUAUCUCGCUGAAGGAAAAUAUGCCCGUUCUUAAUACAAGUGCAACAGCUGAGGAUGAGGAGGAAACACUGUAGCAGUUGUCUAACAUCCGUGGAGACUUUAGAGACUUGUAAUCUUUUGCAGGUGGUGCCGUGUCAACCCAUCACUGCCUCAUGUAAUUCUGAAGAGGGGAUCUGAGACCAACAAAGUUUGACUUUGUACAUGAGAAGGAAAAACCUCUAGAACUCCAUGAAAAAAAACAACCUAAAUACAAAAUACUAAGUUAUGAAUGAUUUACAAAGCAUCCACAGUGUCCGGA
Molecule: messenger RNA, 1610 nt
Organism: Paralichthys olivaceus (Japanese flounder)
Lineage: Eukaryota; Metazoa; Chordata; Actinopteri; Pleuronectiformes; Paralichthyidae
Product: serine/threonine-protein kinase pim-2-like
Biological process (GO): regulation of mitotic cell cycle; negative regulation of apoptotic process; protein autophosphorylation
Cellular component (GO): cytoplasm
Molecular function (GO): ATP binding; protein serine/threonine kinase activity
Source: RefSeq, a predicted model, not a curated record